Molecule: messenger RNA, 3259 nt
Organism: Thamnophis elegans (Western terrestrial garter snake)
Lineage: Eukaryota; Metazoa; Chordata; Lepidosauria; Squamata; Natricidae
Gene: TFR2
Product: transferrin receptor 2
Exons: 20
Coding region: 16-2628 (870 amino acids)
Biological process (GO): endocytic iron import into cell
Cellular component (GO): external side of plasma membrane
Source: RefSeq, a predicted model, not a curated record
GGUGCCCAGUUGGGGAUGCCACCCAGCGGCCAAAUCACCCACGGCUUCCAGCUUCCUCGGCUGAAUCAGCCUGCACCCCAACAGGAUCCCGGAGCUCUCUCUCUCUCUGGGAGGGGGCAAUGCUACGGCCGCCCCCCGAGGGAGGAGCAGCCACCCGGGCAGGCCAAGGGCUCUCCGACGAACUCGGCCGAGGCAGUCCAGGGCUGGCUGUACAGGGCCCUCCCAAGAGUCACUGCAGGGCUGCCCGGGGACCCACCGGGGACAAUGGAGGUCUGGACCGUCCGCCUGCAGCGAGUGAUCCGGCGGACGCCUGGGCAGAGGUCCUACACCAUUUACCGCAACGCAGCCGAGGAUGAUGGGGAGCCCGAUCCAGGGGGGCUCCAGAUCAAGAUGGAGGAAGCCGGGGGGCCAAACGCCCCCCCGCCCGGCAGCCAGAAGUCUGGGUCCCCCCCUGCGCGGCCGAAGCGGUGGAAGACGGGGGUUUACCUGGCGUUGGUGGGCCUCCUCCUGCUCAUCGUAGGAUUCCUCUUGGGCUACGUCUCCUCCCGGAGGGGCUCCUGCACGGCCUGCGGGGACUUCCUGCCCAUGGUCAACGAGGACGGGCCCUUCCGGCCGGCCGAGGACCCCCGGGGGCCGCCCCCCCUCUACUGGAGCGACUUGAGGGAGAUGUUCCAGAAGUACCUCAACGAGGAGGAGAUCGAGGGGACCAUCCGGAAAAUGAGCGAGGCCCCCCACCCUCCGGGCUCCCCUCGCCUGGACGCCCUCUCUAGGCACGUCCUGGAGGCCUUCACCUCCUUCGGCCUGGACCACAGCUGGACCGAUAGCCACUACGUGGGGCUGCAGCGUCCCGACCGGGGGCGACCAAACUUCCUCCAGCGGGUGGAGGCCGGUGGGGCUGUGAUAGAGGAGCUGCAGCUGGAAGAUCCAGAUGUUUACUGCCCCUACAGCACCUCUGGCACCGUCGUGGGUGGCCUCGUCUAUGCCAACUACGGGCGCAGGGAGGACUUUGGGGUGCUGGAGCAGAUGGGGCUGAGCGCGCAGGGACACCUGGUCAUCGUCCGCGUUGGGAAAAUCAGCUACGCCGAAAAGGUGGCCAACGCAGAGGCCAGCCAGGCAAAUGGCAUUCUCAUCUACCCGGACCCCAGCGACAUCCCCCAGGACCCCCGUAAACUGGGCCUUUUCCCUAACGUCAGCAUUUACGGGCAUGUCCACAUGGGGGCGGGAGACCCUUACAGCCCCGGCUUCCCGUCCUUCAACCACACCCAGUUCCCCCCCGUAAGAUCCUCGGGGCUCCCCACGAUCCCGGCUCACCCCAUCAGUGCCGCCUUGGCUGCCCGCCUGCUCAGGCAGCUGACGGGACCCCCGGCCCCCUCGACCUGGAGGGGGCUCCUUCCGGAGGUCCCUUACCUACUGGGCCCCGGGGACCCCAAUUUCCGCCUGAAGCUUGGAGUGUACAGCAUCCGGCAGUCGGUUAUGAUCAACAAUGUCUUUGGCUGCAUCGAGGGCAAAUUCGAACCCGAUCACUAUCUGAUUGUGGGGGCCCAGAGGGACUCCCUGGGGCCUGGAGCUGCCCGGUCCGGAGUGGGCACAGCCAUCUUGCUCGAACUGGCACGAACUUUCGUUGCCAUGGUGCAGAACGGGUUCCAGCUGCGCAGAAGCCUCCUUUUCGUGAGCUGGGAUGCAGGCGACUUCGGCAGCGUGGGCUCCACCGAGUGGCUGGAGGGGUACCUGACCAUGUUACACCUGAAGGCCGCUGCCUACAUCAGCCUGGACAAUGCGGUCCUGGGAGAUGACAGAUUGCUGGCUAAGACCAGCCCUGCUCUGAUCAGCCUCAUCGAAAGCGUCAUUAAGCAGGUGGACAGUCCUAAUCGCAGCGGUCAAAGCAUCUUCGAGCAGAUGACGGAGCAGGGACGGCGCUGGGAAAAUGAGGGCAUCCGGCCCCUUCCCAUGGACAGCAGCGCCUUCGCCUUCACUUCUUUCGGGGGGGUCCCGGCGGUGGAGUUCUCUUUCGCAGAGGACUCGCGCCCGUACCCCUUCCUCAACACCAUGCUGGACACCUACGACCACCUCAACCGGGCUCUCCAGGGGCGCCUGCCCGCCGUGGCCAAGACAGUGGCCGAAGUGGUGGGACACCUCCUCAUCAAGCUGAGCCACGACCACCUGCUGCCCCUCGACUACUGGUGCUACGCGGACGUCCUCCUGCAGCGGAUCGCCCACUUCAACCAGUUCAACACCCAGCUGAAGAGUCGGGGUCUCACCCUGCAGUGGAUGUAUUCGGCAAGGGGGGAUUAUGCGCGAGCCGCCGAGAAGUUGCGCCGGGACAUCUACACCUCGGAGGAGCACAACGAGCGGCUACUGCGGAUGUUCAAUGUCCGCAUAAUGCGGGUGGAAUUCUACUUCCUCUCUCAAUAUGUGGCGGUGACCGAGACCCCCUUCCGACACAUCAUCCACGGCCGGGGCCCCCACACCCUCAGGGCCCUUCUGGAGCACGUCAGCCUCCUGCGGGACGCCCCGGAGAAGUUUGACGAAGUUCUCUUCCGCCGGCAACUGGCCCUCGUCACCUGGACGCUGCAGGGGGCCGCCAACGCCCUCAGCGGGGACGUGUGGAACAUCGACAACAACUUCUGAGCCAAGACCCCCAAUUUGAGGCUGGGGGGGGCAGGGGCCCCUAAUGUUAGCUCUGGCGUUUCGAUGCUCCCCUCGGUUUCUGGUUCGCCCACACGCCCCGAAAGUCCUUGCAGAGCAGAUCCUUUUGGCAAAAUGGCAUUGCAAUUUUUUUUUGCAAGCACAUGCGUGUGAGUUGCACACGCAUAGGGGUCUCGUUGCACCCCCACCCCCUUUUACUCUUCCCUUCCUUCUCCCCCCCCCCCGAUUCUUAAUUUAUCAGUGACAGGGUUCACUAUGAAUUAUUGGAAUAUUGCUAUGCAAUAGAAUGUGCCUUGUGCCCCCCCCCCGGGUUAAUUACACCCCCUCCCCCCAAUGGAAUGGCAGCCCCCUUCUUGGCCCACUCCCCCCACCCAUCACCCACCCACCCCCUCCCGGAUUUAUCAGCAGCAAGGUCUGCUAUAAAUGGAAUUGAUUUAUUGCUAUGUAAUAAGACAGGAAUCCUGCACCCCUCCCUUCUUUCUUUCCUCCUUCCCUUCUUUCCUUCCUCCUCCUCCUCCGUCCAGCCUUUGACUCCCUCUCCUUCCUCCUCCUUGGUUAAUCCGUCAGCGGCUGAAAAUGUUUAUUGAUGGAAUAAAAGGCUAAUCGACUUUCA